Molecule: messenger RNA, 315 nt
Organism: Cornus florida
Lineage: Eukaryota; Viridiplantae; Streptophyta; Magnoliopsida; Cornales; Cornaceae
Exons: 1
Coding region: 1-315 (104 amino acids)
Source: RefSeq, a predicted model, not a curated record
AUGGGAGUUAUAGUUUAUCGAUUGGCACUUCUAGACCAUUUACAUCGAGUCCACAAUGUUUUCUAUAUUUCCAUGUUGCGGAAAUUUUUGCGAGAUGAGGAUCGCUAUCAACACAUAGAUGUUGGUGAUAUUGAGUUGCAACCGGAUACGACAUACGUAGAGCCACCUUGUCAUAUUCUUGAUCAUAGGAAUCAAGUGCUUCACACCAAAGUUAUUCCUCUUGUGCGUGUUCAGUGUAGCCAUCAUAAUGAGGCCGAGUUCACUCAGGAACGGGAAGAUGAGAUCCGUUCAAAAUUUUCAGAAUUAUUUAAAUAA